GAAGUCCUUCAACUCCAUCGAUGUGGAUGGAUCCGGAGAGGUUGACAUUCGCGAGUUCGAGAGCAUUCUGCGAGAGGUCUUGAAAGUUCCGGCCCACCUCGACAUGCCAGAGUCGCGAAUCCGCUACUUCUGGAACGAGAUUGACGUGGAUGGAUCUGGCAAGGCUGGCUUUGACGAGUUCCUCAGCUUCUGGCUGUCGCAGUUCGGCUCGGCCACUUCCGGUCAAAAGGGCCAGACAUUGUCGCUCGAGGAUUUCUACAAGUCUCAGAGGAGAAUCGGAGCCAAGUACUUGGAUCCACAUUGGAAUGCUGUGGACCAAUUAACAAGCUCGGUGUCAGAAUUCAUAGAUUCCCUUUAA
Messenger RNA from Symbiodinium necroappetens, 358 nucleotides. NCBI's taxonomy places the organism in Eukaryota, Dinophyceae, Suessiales, Symbiodiniaceae. The record is from the annotation of a GenBank genome assembly.